Annulohypoxylon maeteangense is the source of this 2499-nucleotide messenger RNA. RefSeq lists its product as uncharacterized. Gene Ontology annotation, biological process: positive regulation of transcription by RNA polymerase II; negative regulation of transcription by RNA polymerase II. The coding region runs from base 266 to 1945 and encodes 559 amino acids. Gene Ontology annotation, molecular function: DNA-binding transcription factor activity, RNA polymerase II-specific; zinc ion binding; RNA polymerase II cis-regulatory region sequence-specific DNA binding. The transcript has 3 exons. Lineage: Eukaryota; Fungi; Ascomycota; Sordariomycetes; Xylariales; Hypoxylaceae. The record is from RefSeq and is a predicted model, not a curated record.
GUUCUUCGGUCGAUCACUUACUAGUUGACCCACCACCGCUCUCGUUCGUUGAGCCGCCAAUAUCUUAACAAUAGAACAGAGUUCUCGCAUCGAGCAUCGGCAUUUCAUCAUCUACCCCAUCUAAGGACUAUUUCCCAAUUUUGGGUUCUAAUCCGGAACCCCAUGUUAUCAUAGGACAAAGAAAGGUACCUAUCGCGACGACCGCCGUAGCUGUGUCACGACUAGGCCAAUUCCUUCGAGAGGGUUUGAUCGACGGGGAGUCAUCAUGGAGUUUGCUCCCUAUCCAUAUUCGAAUGUUGCCAGGUCCGAUCCGAAUUCUGUGAGAACUGCGCUUCCCACACGUCCUGUCAUCUCUAGAGAGGGCACCCAACCGUCAGAAACCAUGUCCAUCCAAAAUGCCUCCUCCAUUGGCUCGAGAAGCCCAGCAGCCUUAAGUCAGAGUGAUUUUUCGGACGCGCCCAGUCCAUCGAUACAAGGAUCCGAACGAAUUCAUUCCAAAAGUCCUUCUCCCUUUGAUACACUCCGUCAGGAAAACUGGGCAACGACGAAGUCAAACUCGGCGUCUAAUCAAGGCGGCCAGGUGUGCAGUAAUUGUAGCACCACGAGAACGCCGCUAUGGAGACGUUCGCCGCAGGGGGCUACCAUCUGCAACGCAUGUGGACUCUAUCUAAAGGCGCGGAAUUCGUCUCGUCCGACGAAUCUCAAGCGGCCGCCAUCAGUGAUCUCUACCACGCCGAAGAAAACGCCCGAGAAGCCGCCAUCCAGCUCCUGCUCCCAGAAUAGUUCGGCGAAUAUUCCAGGCGCAACGUAUGUCGCGGCGGAUCAGAUGCCUAACGGAUCGUGUCCGGGCGGAGGACGAUGUAAUGGUACGGGUGGUGCGGAAGGAUGUAGUGGCUGCCCAGCUUACAACAACCGAGUGGCAAAAAGUGCCCAACUCCAAAACCAAAAUCGACAAUCCAGCAAUGAGCAGGGGACGCCUUUGGAAGAAGGACCAGCUCCAAUUGACAUAAAUGCACAACAAGCCUCUGCUCAGACAACAGUUGUUAUAGCUUGUCAAAAUUGUGGUACUACGAUAACUCCGUUAUGGCGUCGCGAUGAAUCCGGCCAUACUAUAUGCAAUGCCUGCGGAUUGUACUACAAACUCCACGGAGUUCACCGGCCCGUAACGAUGAAGAAAUCCGUCAUCAAGAGGAGGAAACGUGUAAUACCAGCAAGUCAAAUGGAUGGCGGAGUAGAUGAUGUGAUGGCGGUCGAUUCGAUUGAACAGCAGAGCCAGUAUGCCGAAUCCGACAUGGAACGGGGUAGUAUGAACGAAGAUGGAUCUAUUAAUCUCGGCCUACGACGUAAAACCGAGCAUCCUCUCACACUGCUUCCCGAUCCGAUCCGAUCUGGUGCGGGAUCAACCCCAGUAUCCACCGACCUUAUGGCAUAUCAUAACACCAGCGCUCCACAUCAUAUUCUCGAUAUCCGGGAUUCUCUUACCGACGACAAUCGUCUGGCUCCGUUGACGUCUAUCUCGGUCUCGAGCGACCGUCAGUCGUCCUUGUCCCCAGCCUCGUUUCUCUCUCCGUCGAGGAAACGCUCCUUUUCGGGAACCGAGUCGGAAUACGCGCCGAGCGAACCGGGCUACGAUAGCUCUAAAAGGUUAUCAUCAAUAAAGUCACUCCUUAAUCCGUCGUUUGAAUCGAGCCCUAGUUUUCGACCGGGCGAGAGCACACCCGAGUCGUUGCGGCUUCGGUCGCCAGCGAAUUCACUCAUAUUAGCACCGAGUCCAAGUCCGCAAUUGGUUUCCUCCAACAUAUUACCGAGCCUCCAUUCUAGAGAGAGCACGGUCGAGGAUGAGAGGAUGAAAGCCGGCCGAUUAGCGACACUACAACAGGAAACAGAACGAAUGCGCCAAUUACUCGCGGCCAAGGAACGCGAGAUGGCGGCACUACAAAAAUAGUCAUUAAUGUCUUACCGAAAACUCCUUUUAAUUAGCGCUGAUGAUUUAUUGCUUUGAUGAUCAAGAUUUACGACUGGAAUUAUCGGCGUUGCUCUACGGAAACAUGGCGAAAACAAAAAAGGGCGAGCCAAAGGUUCUGAGGCGUCAAAAGGUAGAGCUUAGCUAGUGGCAUUUGCUUUUAAACAACAUACCUAGGUAGCAUAUGUGCUUGGCGUACACGAGUCUCCAAAAUACAGGAGAGGGCUAAGGAGGCAAGGUGUUCUGAAUUGCAUUACGUGGUUGCAAAAUCCCCGCGGCGAAGGAAAUUUUAAAGGAAAUUGAAUUUUUCAAAAGGAAUCUUUCGUAUGAAUUAUAGAGAGGGUUAACUAUGGGAAAGGGGCGGGACACGGACGGAGGCAAAGGAUCGGUAUAAGUCGGGUUUCGUAGUAUUGUUCUUAUACUACUAGCAUAGGUUAGGCAGCUCCUCGCAUAUAACCGCCCAACUCAGAUGAAAUUAAUGAGCUUAUUUAUAUGAAUAUCUUCGGCGACGUAAUGUUUAAUAGCAAAAAGUGCAU